Molecule: messenger RNA, 868 nt
Organism: Scomber scombrus (Atlantic mackerel)
Lineage: Eukaryota; Metazoa; Chordata; Actinopteri; Scombriformes; Scombridae
Gene: commd8
Product: COMM domain containing 8
Exons: 5
Coding region: 80-610 (176 amino acids)
Source: RefSeq, a predicted model, not a curated record
UUCCCUAAAGCAAGUGAACGCAGCGCAAACUACCACGUGACGUACAUCAGCUGGUCUGAACGCGGAAUCAAAUGAAAACAUGGUGGUUUUACUGAGUAGCUUACCUGCAACACAGACUCUAACACUGUGUCACAGGGUGGUGGAUGGACUCUGUGGACAGGAGCCUCCCCGCCUGGAGGAUUACAGCACCACCUGGAGCCUGAAGGAGUGGCAGGAGCUCCUCCACUCUCUGACAGCCUUCUUCCGUCUGGCUGCAGGGAACAACAGCUCUGAUGAGGAGGUGCUGGCUGGUCUGUCAGAUGUGAGCAGCAGCCAUGCUGAGACUGUGCUGACUGUACUAAAAGGCAGACGGGAGGAGAUCCGCAGCGCUCUGCUGGACAGAACCAACUCCAUCUCCUCCGCUACUCUGCAGGACUUUGACUGGCAGCUUAAGCUGGCCCUGUCCAGUGAUAAGAUCUCGUCUCUUCACACUCCUUUGCUUAGUCUCAGUCUGGAUGUGAGGGAGAACGGAGCCCUCCGGCCCAUCACCAUGGAGAUGAACAGAGAGGAGCUAAACACACUCAUCAGUUCACUAGAGGCUGCUAAUAAGGUGGUGCUGCAGCUGAAAUGAUGGAAUGAUUGUGGAGCACUGCUCUCCUUCAGAUGUAAGACUGCAGGAAGUCCAUUCAGUGACAUCAUGUCAUAAGUAUGAAGAGACGCCCUUCCAAGCCUUCAUGUGUGUGGCUCACACACACAAAUGAUUUUUGAUAAUAAAGUCUUGUGAUAAAAUGUUCUCUUCUUUUGAAUUCAGUCUAAUGUGUGACCGCUUAACAUUUGUAAUGUAUCAUGAACAUGUUGAAGUAAAUGUUUUAUUAAAUCAUAUUUGAUU